This is a messenger RNA of Hansenula ciferrii, 882 nucleotides long. It is a transcript of the gene ECO1, whose product is annotated as Eco1p. Gene Ontology annotation, molecular function: protein-lysine-acetyltransferase activity. Gene Ontology annotation, biological process: mitotic sister chromatid cohesion. The transcript has a single exon. Bases 1 to 882 code for a protein of 293 amino acids. Lineage: Eukaryota; Fungi; Ascomycota; Saccharomycetes; Phaffomycetales; Wickerhamomycetaceae. The record is from RefSeq and is a predicted model, not a curated record. Gene Ontology annotation, cellular component: chromatin; nucleus.
AUGAAAAGUGUUUAUAAGAUCAAUAAAACUAGGAAAAAUGAGUCAAAUAUCACUAAAACACCUUUGCAAGAUAUAACAACAAUUAUCAAAAACAAUGUGGAUUCAGAUUCUUCUAUCCCUUCAACUCCAAAUUCAUCACAAUCACAAUCAAUAACAUCAACUCCUCAAACAUCACCAUUACCAACAACACAACAACAAAAAAAUGUUAAAAUACGACAUGCUACAAAGCAAUCAGUAUUAUCAUUUGGUAUUGAUGAAAGGAAACAAUGUCAAGAAUGUGGAAUGUCAUAUUUAAAAUAUGUUCAAUCAGAUGUUAAAUCACAUCAAAAAUAUCAUCAAAAAUGUUUAAAUGGUAGAGAUUGGAAUGAUAAAUGGGGUAAAAAAUUAAUUGAAUUCAAUCAAAAUGAAUAUAUUUGUACUUUGAAUUUAAAUAAUUCAUCAGAAAUCAAGGCAAGUUUAGAAUUAUUAGAAAUUGUUAAUCAAAAUUUAAAUGCACCAGAUGAUAAUGAAUUUUGGUUAAAGGGUACAGACAGUGGUAAAAUAUUCAUAUAUGUUAAAGAUAAAAAAGCCGUAGGGAUUGUAUCCACAGAGAAAAUCACAAAAGGUCAUUGGUUUGCCAUAGAUGAUGGGGUUGUUAUAAAUAAAAUUGAUAUUGAAUUAUUAGCUGGUAUUAAUAGAAUCUAUGUAUCUAAAAACCAUAGAAGAUUCGGAAUUGCCUUGAAACUAUUGAAAUGUGCCCAAGAACACAUGAUCUAUGGAAUGGUUAUCCCCAAGCAUAAGAUUGGAUGGUCUCAACCUAGUUUUUCAGGUGGGAAAUUUGCUAAAACAUUCAAUGGAGUCAAACACAAAUCUGGUAAAAUUUUGAUUCCUGUUUAUACCUAA